AUGCGGUCGCUUUUGAAAGCACCGCUUCUCCUCUUGGCCUCCUUGGGCGGCAUGCCUUUGCCGGUCACGGCCGAGAACAUGCUCAUGUCCAACUCCCUCAACAAUUGUCAGGAGGAUUCCAGCUUCACGGCCAGUCUCUUCAAGGUCGUGUACACGCCAAGCAACAACUCAGCCACGGUGCAAAUCGUCGCCACCUCGUCCGUUCAAGGCUAUGUUCUUUUCGACGUGUCCAUUUCCGCCUACGGCUACACCUUUUUGAGGACCACGGUCGAUCCUUGCGACAUCAAGCUGGGUGGAUUGUGCCCCGCGGUGGCCGGAAAGAUUCCCUUUGCCUUCAACCUGGCCGUUCCUUCCGACGCUGCCAAGCGGAUUCCUGCCUUUGCCUACAGCAUCCCCGACCUGGACGCCACCGUUCGCGUACAAAUCAACCUGACAAAGACGGACAAUCCCCGCAGCAUCGCCUGCGUCGAGGCCGACAUCUCCAACGGAAAGACGGUUGAUUUGCUCGGGGUCAAGUGGGCCACCGCCAUCAUCGCUGGCCUCGCCUUGGUCUCCUCCGCCAUCGUCAACGGCCUCGGACACUCCAACACGGCCACCCACGUCGCCGCCAACUCGCUGUCCCUCUUUAGCUACUUCCAGGCUCAGGCUAUUCUCGGCCUCUCCGCCGUCCACCUGCCCCCCAUUGUCCAGUCGUGGACCCAGGAUUUCCAGUGGUCCAUGGGAAUCAUCAAGGUCGACUUCAUGCAGGACAUCUUUACCUGGUACCAGCGUGCUACCGGCGGCACCCCGUCGACCAUUUUCGACACCAUCUCCACCGUUUCCGUCCAGGUUGAGAAGCGCGGCCUCCAGCUGGCCAGCCACGGCCUGAGCCUGUUCAGACGGAGUGCCGCCAUGAUGCCCAAACCCAUUGUCGUCGCCGCCGCCAACCUCGCGAAGCGCGGCAACGUCAUGACGUCGUCUGGAGCCUACAUCGUCUACGGCAUCCAGCGCGUGGCCUUCCGCUCCAAGAUCGAAACCACCAACCUGUUCAUGACGGGCCUGACCUUCUUUUGCAUCUUCGUCCUCCUGACCAUGAUCGCGGUCGCCUGCUUCAAGGGACUGUGCGAGCUCGCCGUGAAGCGCAAGUGGAUGGACGGCAACACCUUCAUCGACUUCCGCAACGGCUGGUUCACCGUCCUCAAGGGCAUCCUCUUCCGAGUCGCGCUCAUCGGCUUCCCUCAGCUAGCCAUUCUGUGCUUGUGGGAAUUCACCCAGGGCGACUCCGCGGCCGAGGUCGUCCUCGCCGUCUUCUUCUUCUUUGGCCUGACCGCCACCCUGGCCUGGGGUGCCAGCAAGGUCAUUCGCAUCGCCCGCCGCUCCAUUGUCAUGCAUCGCAACCCUGCCUACAUUUUGUUUUCCGACCCUCAGGCGCUCAACAAGUGGGGGUUCCUCUACAUCCAAUUCCGCGCGUCGGCCUACUACUUCAUCGUCCCCGUUCUGUGCUACACCCUCGUCAAGGCCAUGUUCGUCGCUCUCGCCCAAAAGAGCGGCGUCGCCCAGUCGAUUGGCUUCGUCGUCAUUGAGGCUGCCGCUUUGAUUGCCGCCUCGGUGAUGCGGCCCUGGAUGGACAAGAGCACCAACUCGUUCAACAUUGCCAUUUGCGUCGUCAACUUCCUCAACGCCAUCUUCCUGCUCAUCUUCUCCAACGUCUUUGGCGCCCCCCAGCUAGUGGUGGGCGUCGUCGGAGUCGUGCUGUUCGUCCUGAACGCCGCCUUCUCCCUGAUUUUGCUGCUCAUGGUCAUCAUAUCCACCACCGUCACCUUCUUCCGCAAGAACCCCGACGCUCGCUACCAAUACAUGGCCGACGACCGAGCUUCCUUUAUGAAGUCGCAGACGCAAUUGACCACCACCACCGAGCUGGAUGCUCUCGCCGCCACCGCUCGAGGCGACAAGGCGGGCAACAAGUCUCACUUGGACUUGGAGGAUGACAAUGACUCGCUCUCGUCAGAAGACCUUCGCCGCCGGGCCGCCGCCGGCCAAGUCUCCUCCGCCGCAGCUUCCCAGCACUCGUUGCAAGGGCAGCAGAACGGGCCGCGCUCGCCCGUCAACCCCUCGAUGCCGCUGUUUCCCGCCGGCCAGCGGCCCGAGAGCCCCUUUCGCUCCGCGUCGCCGAGUCCGUACAAUCGUAGCGGAUCCGCCAUGGGCCAGCGCUCCAAUAACAGUGCGAGCCCGGCUCCCGGACACAAACCGCAAAACAACGCCAGUCCGUGGCAGCGCGGCGCUGGCUACGACUAG
Molecule: messenger RNA, 2274 nt
Organism: Ustilaginoidea virens
Lineage: Eukaryota; Fungi; Ascomycota; Sordariomycetes; Hypocreales; Clavicipitaceae
Exons: 2
Coding region: 1-2274 (757 amino acids)
Biological process (GO): transmembrane transport; fungal-type cell wall biogenesis
Source: RefSeq, a predicted model, not a curated record